GCUAAUGGAGUGAACCAUUCCCAGCUCUCCCUUCUCCCUCUUUCUCCAUCUCCCCCUCGUCUGCAAGGUCUCCGCUGCUGGGAACUUGUUGGCAAUGCCUGUUUUUCAGCUUUCCCCCACGUUUUCCAGAGUAACUAUUUAAAGAUCUGCAGUCGCAAAUGGUUUUACUAAAUGUAGGAUGGGACUUAAGUUGAACGGCAGAUAUAUUUCUCUGAUCCUUGCUGUACAGAUAGCGUACCUGGUGCAAGCGGUGAGAGCAGCGGGGAAGUGCGAUGCGGUCUUUAGGGGCUUCUCGGACUGUUUGCUCAGGCUGGGCGAUAACAUGGCCAACUACCCGCAGGACCUGGACGACAAGAGAAAUCUUCAAACGAUCUGCUCGUACUGGGAUGAUUUCCACUCCUGCACCCUCACAGCCCUCACGGAUUGCCAGGAAGGCGCGACAGAUCUUUGGGAAAAACUGAAAAGGGAAUCCAAAAACCUCGAUUUUCAAGGCAGUUUAUUUGAACUAUGCGGAGGAAGCAACGGGUCAGCUCCUUCCUUACUCCUCCCUGCCUUCCCCCUGCUCCUGCUGGCUCUCUCUGCAGCGUUAGCGACCUGGUUCUCCCUCUAGGAGGUCUUUCCUGGUAGAACACACAUACCCACCCCCACACACACUCUCCAUAUACUGGAUUUAUAGAGGAAGUGUCCAUCCGUUUUUUGGGGACCGUUGUGAUUAUCUGUGAUGAUGAAACAUCCAUAUAGGAUUGUGGAAAUGUUCUCUCUUUAUUUUGUGUUUUAUUUGCCAAAUGUUACCAAACAAUGAGCAACAAACAGCCAAAAUCGGACCUCAGCUUUAGUGUCUCUUCAAAUAAAAAUAGCAAACCCGAGCCCUUUGUGCUAAAGAAUCUCAGGAACGGCUUUGGGCCACCUAAUAUUAAUAAUCUUAAUAAAUAAUAAUAAUAAUAAUAAUAAUAACAACAACAACAACGAAAGAUGGGCUCCUCUUAUAAUAUGAAAGAAAACGAUGAGUUGAGAAAAAAGGCACUGGAAAUGAAUCCAAGAUUGAUAUCCACGUGUGAAGCAUAUGGUGAAUAACUCACAAUCUAUCAUCUUUCCUCCACAGUCGCUUGUUUUUUGGUCAUUCCACUGCAAAAAAAAAAAAAAAAAAAAAAAAGUUUUUUCCUCGAGGGGAAAAAAA
This is a messenger RNA of Chelonoidis abingdonii (Abingdon island giant tortoise), 1177 nucleotides long. RefSeq names its product neuritin 1 (gene NRN1). NCBI's taxonomy places the organism in Eukaryota, Metazoa, Chordata, Testudines, Testudinidae. Gene Ontology annotation, cellular component: plasma membrane. The record is from RefSeq and is a predicted model, not a curated record. Gene Ontology annotation, biological process: nervous system development; neuron projection extension.